Molecule: messenger RNA, 1764 nt
Organism: Xenia sp. Carnegie-2017
Lineage: Eukaryota; Metazoa; Cnidaria; Anthozoa; Malacalcyonacea; Xeniidae
Product: kelch-like protein 1
Exons: 1
Coding region: 129-1628 (499 amino acids)
Molecular function (GO): protein binding
Source: RefSeq, a predicted model, not a curated record
ACCAUGAGGUAUUGCAUAAACCAGUAAGACACAUUCUCAAUUUUCAUAUGAAUCAUUUGCAAAGUAUUGAAGAGAUUGUGGUUUGUUAUGAAACCAAUUGAUAUUUUUCAAAAAAUUGGCAAAGCAAUAUGUCUGACACUGAUCUUAAAAUAAGCGAUCUUCUUCAGUUUACAAAGAUCUGCGCUUCUGAAUACAAUAACCCCGAACUAAGUGAUCGUGUCUUAGUGUUGGAUGUGAUGCAAGAUGGUUGGGAUAUUGACGCAAUACUCAACAGUAAAAGCAAGAAAACUGCGGAAAACGUAGUAAAAGGGAACGUAGGAGUUGAACUAUCAAUUGAAAGCGACGAUGAUAGUAAAAGCACUGAUAGUAACAGUAGUAGUGACGAUGAAAGUAUAAAUAGUGAAGACAGUGAGAGAAUGGAUUUCACGCCAGAGUCAACAGACACUAUCCUAACAGGAGCAACGCAAUCAAAACUUCUUCACUAUCAAGAAGUAAACACUCCAAUACGUCAGCACAAACUUUAUGUUCACACUUUUUGGCUUUCCGUCCGAAGCCCUUACUUUCGAUCGCUCUUUCAUUCAAGUGGUAUGAAAGAGAACAAGGAUUCUGAUGUCCAUAUUAAAAUUAAUGAAUCAGAAGAAAAUUCAUAUCUUAAUCUCAUAAAAGCCAUCUAUCAACCUGACACAAUUAACGAUAAAACAGUUGACGAAGUGCUGGCUGUUUUGGAGUUAUCGCAUAAGCAUGACUUGAAAUACAUCUUCAAAAAGUGCAAGUACGUACUACAAAGUAAAGUAACGAAAUUUGACAUUGCAAUAAAAGUCAUGAAUGUCGUUAAGGUAAAACAUGAUAUGGCUGAUGUUGAGGAUUUGGCCAUUACUUUACAACUAGUUCUUGCAGAAGAAUUUAGUCCACUGGACCUAAACUGGCAAAAUGAAAAAUUUGUGACUUUGGCUAAACCAUGCAUUAAAUACUUACUAAGCAGUGAUGAUCUGAUUGUUCAAUCAGAGAAUACGGUAUUUCAUGCUCUAAUGUACUGGAUGGAGACAAAUGUUGUUGACUCAGAAAGUUUAAGUCAACAUGAUGAUUUGUUAUCAACUAUAAGAUUUGAGUUGGUCACUGUUGACUAUCUUUACAAUGUCAUUAGAGAUAAUGCAAUUGCAUCAAAGAUGGUCAACUUUCAUGAGCAGUAUUCUGCUGGAAUGACAUACCAUGCAAUUCCAGAAGAACAGAGAAAGCUGUUGAUAAAACAGCCCACUAUCAGAAAGAAAUCUGAGAAAUUUAUUUUUCAGCAUGAAUACAAUCUGAUGCCCAACAAUUUUGACAUUGCACAAGAAACUGAAUUAAACAAAUUAAGUGAAUUUUGGGCAUGUGGAUAUAAAAUGUGUGUUGGUCUUUGCCAUAACAAAAACUCUCUUUUUAAUAGGUACCAACUAAGAUUGUACAUAAAUAACUUAAAGAAAGAAAGUUUAGUAUCCCUAAGAUUUGCUAUACAGAAAACCAAGCUCAACGUGAGAUUGAAUGACAGCACCUUUUCAUUAGAAUCAAACAGUGCUUUAUAUUCAUGUAGUGGUCAACCCUAUAUUGAUAGGACAAUAUCCACAUUGUAUGUAGCUAUUUUACCACAAUGAAUUAGUUUGUGGCUUCCUUAGUUCCAUUGUUUUUGUAGAUGUUCAAUUAUAGUAAAUUUGAUGAUAUAAUUUUGAUCAACUAUUCUUAUUCAGUUAUUGAGAUGACUAUACGUAAAUAUAACAUGUUUGAACAUUA